Molecule: messenger RNA, 438 nt
Organism: Bipolaris oryzae ATCC 44560
Lineage: Eukaryota; Fungi; Ascomycota; Dothideomycetes; Pleosporales; Pleosporaceae
Exons: 1
Source: RefSeq, a predicted model, not a curated record
UAUCAAGCGACUCGAAUCGAAAUACGCAGUCGGCAUAAAAAUGAGAGAGAUACCUGGAAUCGAGCUGUGCUCAUAUGCGACUCAGGAGUAGAUUAUAACAUUAUAUCUCAUCAACUCGUAACGGAGGUGCUGCAAGUGCCAAUGCAGACGAUAGACGAAAAAAUGGAUGCAUACGUACACACGUAUGGCCGUGGCGAAGAAGUCGUAGGAUACGUGGAUCUUACCUGGUGUUUUGAGAAAAAUAAUAAAUGGAUGCAAACUACACGGUUCUGGGUCACCUCGACGGGAAACCCUUGCUACGAUGUGAUCCUCGGGCGGAAGGAUGCAGAGCAAUGCGGUCUCAUAAGACACAAAUGGAGAUGUUGGGUUGGGCAAUCCGUGAGGUGUUUGAAAGGGCACUUUGCAUAUCAUGGCAAGGCGUACUCGUCCUUGAGCUGA